This is a messenger RNA of Syngnathoides biaculeatus (alligator pipefish), 2112 nucleotides long. RefSeq names its product forkhead box D2 (gene foxd2). Bases 366 to 1442 code for a protein of 358 amino acids. Lineage: Eukaryota; Metazoa; Chordata; Actinopteri; Syngnathiformes; Syngnathidae. Gene Ontology annotation, biological process: anatomical structure morphogenesis; regulation of transcription by RNA polymerase II; cell differentiation. The transcript has a single exon. Gene Ontology annotation, molecular function: DNA-binding transcription factor activity, RNA polymerase II-specific; RNA polymerase II cis-regulatory region sequence-specific DNA binding. The record is from RefSeq and is a predicted model, not a curated record.
GUGACGCUUUCGAGCUGGGAUUCCUGCAGCCAAAUGUUCUUCUGGCGUGAGUUUCGAAAGGUCACGUUUGACACGAAGUUUUCAAGGAGGCAAGUCGCGGAUCGAUGAUCUGUGAUUGACUUGUACGCCUGGAAAGAGGAGAGGAGAGCAGAAGUUUGGUGCUGGAUGACACUCGCGCACCCAGAGCUCCGGGAGACGUCAAAGGCUGCAGGUCAAACUUCUUUUUGUCCUCUCGCUUUGAUAGAUUCUAGAACCAUGCGCGCGUCGAGUGCUCGGGAACACGAGUGCGGACAAGUUCUGGUGCGGUUCUAGUGUUGGUGGGCUCUCGAGGAGCGGAGGUGGGGAGGGGGUGCGGGACGAUAAGGAUGACUUUAGGGACGGAUAUGUCCGACAGCUCUGCAUUGUCCGAUGAUGUGGACAUUGACGUGGUCGGGGUCGGAAAGGACGGAAAGUACACGCAGCACGACUUCAACCUGGACUCCGAUGAUAAUUACUCCCAGAACGCCGAGGAAGGGGCGUCCUCGCCCGGACUGAGCAGCUCCGAGUGCCCGGCGGAGCAGACGGGGCUCGGCGUCCGGGAGUCCGACGCCGUCACGGCGCAGAGCGACAAAGCGAGGAAGAGCGCCCUGGUGAAGCCCCCCUACUCCUACAUCGCCCUCAUCACCAUGGCCAUCCUGCAGAGCCCCAAGAAGCGCCUCACCCUCAGCGAGAUCUGCGAGUUCAUCAGCAACAGGUUCCCCUACUACCGCGAGAAGUUCCCCGCUUGGCAAAACUCCAUCCGGCACAACCUGUCCCUCAACGACUGCUUCGUGAAAAUCCCACGGGAGCCCGGCAACCCCGGCAAAGGCAACUACUGGACGCUGGACCCGGACUCGGCAGACAUGUUCGACAACGGGAGCUUCUUGCGCAGGAGGAAGCGCUUCAAGAGGAACCAGGCCAACGAGAUCCUGCGGGACGCCGGAGGCUUUCUUCCCGGGUUCGGAUACAACCCGUACGGAUACGGCUACGGUCUUCAGCUGCAGAACUUUCACGCCGCGCACAACCCGUACCACCCGCACCACCACCCCCACACGGGGGGCUCCUUCCCGUUCUCAAACGUACCGUGCACCUUGCCCUCGCCCAUCUUCCCCGCCGCCGCCCCUCCCUUGCCCGUGGGCGCCGAGCUGAGGAAGCCCUUCUACCCGUCCAUGGCGCCUCUCAAGACGGACUCGAGCGUCCCAAGUCGGCCCUCAUUCUCCAUCGACAACAUCAUCGGCGCGGCGGCCAACUCCACCGCGACGCAGUACGGCGCCCAGCCGGGUGGACAGGCGCACAUCCUGGCCAUGCUCAGCCCGGCCCUGGCGUCCGCUUCCAACCGCUUGAGCCUGUCGCAGGACUUAAUACAGCCCGGGACGCACGGGCAGACCUUUCCCAGCAAAAACUUGAACACUUGCCCUUUCUAAUAAUAAUAAAAAAAAAAAAAAAUGAGAAAGAGAAAAGAAAACAAACAAACAAAAACCAUUUAAAAAUUGCCCGGAACUUGCGUCAAAAAAAAAAAAAAAAAAAAAAAAAAAAACAAACAAACAAAAAAAGCAAAGUGUGGUUUUGUCCUAUGUGAAGGUAGGCUGAGUAUUAAAAAAUGUGUUUCGGCUCCAUAAGAGGGUUUAUUUAUGCUAUGUAAAUAGGUGCAUUUUAAUGAAACAGUGAUCCAUGAACGUGGCCUCCAUUUUGUCUUGUACGCCAAAUAACACCCUGUUCCGUUUAGUGUGUCACCAGGAACAGGGUGGGUGGGUUGGUGGUGGUGGGGGUUCACAUUUUUACAGAUCUUGCUUUUAAUGAUGACAGAGGUGGCACGUGACAAAGACAACUCAGGUUUUUAAACUUAGAAAAAAAGCACAUGCUGAAGUUCAAAAGAAAAAGAAGAAAAGCGUCGCUCCCAGAAUCUCUUGUACAUAGUGAUUAUUUUAAAAAAAAAAUAUUUGGUUGUUGGUUUAAAAAAAAGCACAUUACCUCCAUUCGAACUUGUUUCAUCGUUGUAUUUCACAUACAGUUUUAUGUCAUGUGUUGCCAAUUAUAGAAAAAGACAAGUGUUUAUAAUAGGUAAUUUUUUGGGUUGUAAUGAUGAAAAUAAAA